This is a messenger RNA of Salvia splendens (bonfire salvia), 1774 nucleotides long. RefSeq names its product SKP1-like protein 21. Gene Ontology annotation, biological process: ubiquitin-dependent protein catabolic process. NCBI's taxonomy places the organism in Eukaryota, Viridiplantae, Streptophyta, Magnoliopsida, Lamiales, Lamiaceae. The record is from RefSeq and is a predicted model, not a curated record. The transcript has 10 exons. The coding region runs from base 232 to 1347 and encodes 371 amino acids.
UCUUUAAUUCGUCCAUAUCUAUUCUCCUUCUCUCUUGCAUCACAUCUAAUUUACAGCCUUUUUCCGGCAACCGCCAUUUCCAUAUUCAAAGCCCCAUUCAGCCGGAAUACUUCUUUCCAAGUGCGAAAAUCUUCCUCCCUUCGUGCAGCAAGAUAAAUAUAUUCUUGGUUGCAGAUAAAUACUUGCGAAACUGCUUUCUCAGGCUCCCUGCUUGUCUCAAACUCCAAUACAAUGAUAGAAGCUGAUAGUGAAAUUAUUAAGCCUGAGAUUCUGAAGGCUUAUGUAUGGCUUCAAACUGCUGAUGAUUCAAUACAGCAAGUUGAACAAGAAAUUGCCAUGUUUUGUCCAUUCAUAUGUCGUGAAAUACAUUCAGGCAUGGGAUCUUCCAAGAAUUAUCCAAUCUCUCUUCCUCCACGAGUGAAUCCUCCUAUGUUAAGCCUAAUUCUUGACUAUUGCCGGUUCCAUCAAGUACUGGGCCGCUCUAACAAGGAGAGGAAGUCCUUUGAUGAAAAGUUUGUACGUUUGGGUACCAAAAGACUUUGUGAGUUGACAUCUGCUGCUGAUAGCCUGCAACUUAAGCCCCUUGUUGAUCUUACUAGUCGUGCACUUGCACGGGUGAUUGAAGGAAAGUCUCCGGAAGAAAUACGAGAGAUAUUUCAUCUGCCUGAUGAUCUCACAGAGGAAGAGAAGUUGGAGCCCAUUAAAAAUACCAUGGAUGAUCCGAGGAUUCGGCUUUUGAAUCGAUUGUAUGCUAGAAAGAGGAAAGAAUUAAAAGAAAGGGAGAGACUAAAGAAUAUUGAAGUCGGAGAGGAUCAAGUGGAUGACCGUUCGGUGGAUGAGCUCAUGUCAUUUAUCAAUGGAGCCAAUGAAGAUUCCAAGGUGAGCACAUCUUCUAAACACAAAAAGAAGAAUCGGAAAAGAAAAGAUAAUCACAAAACUGCUCCUUCAAACUGUACCGGUACUUCUGUAAGAAACGGUAUCCACAAUAAUAAGGAAACAGAUGGUGUUGAUUCGUACUGUAGCAAUCCAGCAUUACAUGACAGUCUUCUGCACAAUCUUUGUAAUGCCACAGAGUUACUUGAUAUUGGUGAUGACAGAAUUGCACCUGUAGAAGACGAGUUUGAUUGUUGCGAUUUAGAUGAUGAUAUUGAUCCUGCUUUGAAAGAAGAAAUUGAUAGGGAAGUGGAAGACUUUGCCCGACGAUUGAACCCAGAUUGGCCUGAUAGAAUCCAAGAUAUUCUGUUUCUGAGUCAGGGAAGACCGCUGCCGUUGCCUAAUGGAAAUUGUUCAAUGAGGGUGUUCACGAGUGUAGAUCAGCGCCUCAAUCAUGGAAACCCAUCAACUUGAAUAAGUUUAUUGCUGCGAAGGAAAUGGCCCUUUUGUUCGUGAGCAUGAGCUGGUUUGGAUUAACACUCAAAAUUCCAUCGUCAUUGGUAUUAUUUUUGACAUUAGAUAUUCAAUUUUGAUGAUCCGAGUUGAGCAACACAAUAAGGGAAGUAAUAUUAGUAUAGAUGAGAAACACAAGCCAAACCAUCUUGUAAUCUCCCUCUCUCUUUAAUUCAGUUUGGAGGGGUGCCUAGGAAAAUAGGAAUAGUAGUAGAUCAUGAGACUAGAACAAUCCUUCUCUCACCUUUUUUUUUGUCUUAUGGAUACAGCUGGGGGAGUCAUAGCCAGCAGUUGGGGUUUGGGAGUUAGUUGUAAAUAUCGCGAGAUUUAUGUAAUCUUGAAGAUUUUCGAGGUUAAUGGUCGAGGCCUCUCUGUCUUUCUCAGCUUA